ACCAAUAAACAAUGUCGUCGUCACUCCUUCCUCUUCCUCUUCUUCUUCUUCUUGUCCUCCUCCUGAGCACGAGCACGGGCACGGUGCAAUCGGAAAAGCAACCAAAGCUGAAAACCGAUUACUACAAAAAGAGCUGCCCCAACUUCGCCAAGAUCGUCCAAGAGGUGAUCACCGACAAGCAGCUCGCCGUCCCCACAACCGCAGCCGGCGCCCUCCGCCUCUUCUUCCACGACUGCGUCGUCGGCGGCUGCGACGCCUCCCUCCUCCUCGGCUCCAGCCACAGCUCCCCCGCCUCGGAGCGAGACCAUGAAAUCAACCACUCCCUCCCUGGAGACGCAUUCGACGUGGUGAUCCGCGCCAAGCUCCGCCUGGAGCUGGAGUGCCCGGGCAUCGUCUCCUGCUCGGACGUCCUGGCCGAGGCCACCCGCGACCUCAUCACCAUGGUAGGGGGACCCUUCUACCCGGUCCCCCUCGGCCGCCUCGACAGCCCCGAGCCCCACGCCUCCAAAAUCGAGGGCCACAUCGCCACCCCAAACAUGUCCCUCACCAAAAUCAUCGACAUGUUCUCCGUGAAAGGCUUCUCCGUACAGGAGAUGGUCGCGCUCUCCGGGGCCCACACCGUCGGCUUCUCCCACUGCUCCGAGUUCGCCAACCGCAUCUUCAACUUCAGCGCCACGGAGGACCACGACCCCACCAUGAACCCCGACUACGUGGACGGCCUCCGCAAGCUCUGCGUCAACUACAAGACGGAUCCCACCAUGGCGGCCUUCAACGACCCAAUGUCGCCAGGGAAGUUCGACAACACCUACUUUGUCAACCUCCAGAACGGCCUGGGCCUGCUCGCUAGUGAUCAGAUCUUGGCGUUGGAUCCACGGACCAAGCCUUUCGUCGACACCUACGCUAAGGAUCAGACCAAAUUCUUCCAGGACUUCGCCAAGGGGAUGGAGAAGGUGGGAAUGCUGGAUAUCAAGACUGGGGAUAAGGGAGAGGUGCGGAAGAGAUGCGACACUCCAAAUACUAUCAAAUUUCAUUGAUAUCUAUACAUUAAUUAAUUUCUGUGUUUGUGUUUCAUACAUAUACUUGGAAGAAGAAAACAAAAGGGUAAAACAAGAAUGAUUGUUUGAUGUAAAUCAGAAUAAUCUAUUUCAUUUGCAUUUCUGAUUUGUUGUCAUCA
Molecule: messenger RNA, 1174 nt
Organism: Salvia hispanica
Lineage: Eukaryota; Viridiplantae; Streptophyta; Magnoliopsida; Lamiales; Lamiaceae
Product: peroxidase 41-like
Biological process (GO): response to oxidative stress; hydrogen peroxide catabolic process
Molecular function (GO): peroxidase activity; heme binding
Source: RefSeq, a predicted model, not a curated record